Molecule: messenger RNA, 1887 nt
Organism: Carica papaya (papaya)
Lineage: Eukaryota; Viridiplantae; Streptophyta; Magnoliopsida; Brassicales; Caricaceae
Product: receptor-like kinase
Biological process (GO): protein phosphorylation
Molecular function (GO): transmembrane receptor protein tyrosine kinase activity
Source: RefSeq, a predicted model, not a curated record
CGUUGACUGGGUUCGAGUUUCUUAGGACUCGGUUACGCUUUCGACAAAACUCACUGCCUCCCUUCUCCUCGUUCUUCUUCAAGAGACUUCCCUUCAAGUUUCCCCAUUAUUUUGUUCCUUUCCCCAUGGCGACUUUACUUUCAAAGCAGAGUUUCUGUCUCUUCAUUUCAUAUCUUUCAACUUUCUAUAUCCUCUCUAGAUCCUUUUCGCCCGCGGACAAUUACCUCAUCGACUGCGGCUCCCCCGUCGACUCCAUCAUAGACAAUCGUCGAUUUGUCGCCGACGCCUCCACCUCCAAACCAUCUCUCUUCUGUUCGACUCGCUCGAUCUCACUCAUGGCGGAAAACCCUCUCCUGGAUACGCCCAAAAUCUACCAUACAGCCAAGAUUUUCAAGAGACCGUCAAAGUACGUCUUCAAUGUCGUCGAACAAGGAACCCACGCGGUACGUCUCCAUUUUCAUCGUUUCAAUUCAUCGAAGCUCGAUUUUGAUGAUGCGCUAUUCCACGUUUUGGUCAAUGGAUAUGUCGUUUUAAGCAAUUUUAGCUGCGCUGAAACUUUUUGCCCUAGGGUUAAGGAGUUUCUGAUCUGGGUAGAUAGUGAAAAGCUUGUUGUUACAUUUUUGCCUAGUAACAGGAAGAAAUUUGCGUUUGUCAAUGCAAUUGAAGUGAUAUCUGCGCCUAAAGAUUUGAUCUCUGAUAGUGCUAAAUUUGUCAAUGGUGAUAAAAUUGAGAAUCUCAAUGGGUUAAAUAAGAAAGCACUGGAAGCUGUCUUUAGGGUCAAUGUGGGUGGACCCAAAGUCACCCCAUUUAACGAUUCUCUAUGGAGGACUUGGUUUCCUGAUUCUGAGUUCUUGAAAUCCGGCGAGGGAACCGAUGAGGUGUAUUCUAGCGGCAGAAUUAGGUACCAAAGUGGAGGAGCAAGCCGUGAAAUUGCGCCAGAUAACGUGUAUAACACUGCCCGUGUUUUAACCAGCAAGAAUGCUUCAAUUCCUAAUGUGAAUAUUACCUUAGAAUUUCCUGUGGUUGAUGGUUAUAGGUACCUUGUUCGGACACAUUUCUGUGAUAUCGCCAGUGUAUCACUGGGUUUUCUGUAUUUCAAUGUUUAUGUUAAUGGGCAUUUGGCAUAUAAAGAUUUGGAUAUGACAGAUGUUGCAAAUAAUGCCUUGUCCGCUCCAUUUUAUGCUGAUUUUGUGGUUGAUGGUGUUGGUAAUCUUGGUGUCCUGAGUGUAAGCAUUGGAGCUUCAUCUAAGAGUAUGGAGUACACAGUUGAUGGUAUCUUAAAUGGUGUAGAGGUCAUGAAGAUGAGUAAUUCAAUGGGUAGUUUUGAUGGAGAUCUCUCUGCAGAAUUGAUCUUGAAGGGUUGGCCCAGAGAGAAUGUCGGUGUUUUGAUCCCUUUUCUUGCGGUUGUGUGUUUGUUUCUGGGCAUUUCCAUGGUAUUACAUCGAAAAAUGGUUGCAGGGAAGCACUCUGUGGAAUGGUCGAAGUUGCCUGUGGAUGUAAGUCAGGUUGAUCUGAAGCAUUGGAAUCAAGCUGGAAAAUUAUGAUGCUUUUUAAGAUUUUACUCAAGUUGCAAUGGAUUCAUUUACCUUUCAAUCCGUAAUCAAUAUUUACCACUUGUUCUCAUAUUAGUCUUAAUAUGUGUAAUAUAUAUGUAUAACUUUGCUUGGGAUGUAAGAAUUGCUGUUAAUAUGUGGAGUAAAGAGUCUGAAUUUGGGGAUCUGUAACUAGCCUUAUGUUGUUAGGAAGAGUUGUCCUCUUAAAAAUUGGAAGUUAUGUUUUUCCUAUGAAAACAGUUAUAGAAUAGAAGACUGUAUUAUGCUACAUGUGAAUUGUAUAUUUACCUUUUCUUUUUUUUUUUUUUAUGUUGAUGUCAAAUGCUUUUGUCUA